Messenger RNA from Peromyscus californicus insignis, 7934 nucleotides. It is a transcript of the gene Fyco1, whose product is annotated as FYVE and coiled-coil domain autophagy adaptor 1. Gene Ontology annotation, biological process: positive regulation of autophagosome maturation; plus-end-directed vesicle transport along microtubule. Bases 561 to 4937 code for a protein of 1458 amino acids. The record is from RefSeq and is a predicted model, not a curated record. NCBI's taxonomy places the organism in Eukaryota, Metazoa, Chordata, Mammalia, Rodentia, Cricetidae. The transcript has 18 exons. Gene Ontology annotation, cellular component: autophagosome; lysosome; late endosome. Gene Ontology annotation, molecular function: metal ion binding.
GACUUCGGGGACACUGGGGCCGUUCUGGACCCCGGCGCGGAGGCUUCUCCGGGCCAUGGGUAGUCACCUGUUGCCGAGGCUGUCCCCUCCAACCCAGGGCGCCUGCCGCCUCGGGAGAACCCUCUGGCCAGAGGGACUGGCUCCAGUACUCACGCUGUCUGUGGGGUCGGCUCGAAAGACCAACACUGUUCCAAGACCUGAGCCAGCAGAAAGAGGGGCCACCCUGUGGAACCUCCUGGUGAAGCUGCCCUGUGAGGCGGAGCUUUGGCAGUACACCAGAAACCUCUGGCACAGGAGCUAAACCCUAGAGUUCUCGAGUGCAUUGGGACUUAGUCUUCAGGAAGCCAACUCCUCCUCUUUGCAAGACUCCUGAUGCCCCUUCGAUCCAGGAAGGAUAGUUUGUUCCUUUCUGUGUCCUCACUGACCUUACCCACUUCCUUUGUGCCCAGGUGCAAGAUCUCAAGGUGCCACCAUGAAGUCUGACCACUGCUGACUGGCAGCCACACAGCACUGAGGUGAUAGUCUGUCUUGGACCUACACAUCCCAGAAAGGGGGACACCAUGGCUUCUAACAGCGCUGAGACCCAGCUCCAGAGGAUCAUCCGUGAUCUACAAGAUGCAGUAACAGAACUAAGCAAUGAAUUUAAGGAAGGAGGAGAACCAAUCACCGAUGACAGCACCAGCUUGCACAAGUUUUCUUAUAAGCUUGAGUAUCUUCUGCAAUUUGAUCAGAAGGAGAAGGCUAGCCUCCUGGGUAGCAAGAAGGACUAUUGGGAUUACUUCUGUGCGUGCCUAGCCAAGGUGAAGGGAGCAAAUGAUGGGAUCCGAUUUGUCAGGUCCAUCUCUGAGCUCCGAACAUCUCUGGGAAAAGGCAGAGCUUUCAUUCGCUACUCUUUGGUGCACCAGAGGUUGGCAGACACUUUGCAGCAGUGCUUCAUGAACACUAAAGUGACCAGUGACUGGUAUUAUGUAAGAAGCCCCUUUCUGAAGCCAAAGCUGAGCUCUGACAUCGUGGGACAACUAUAUGAGCUGACUGAGGUUCAGUUUGAUCUAGCAUCAAGGGGCUAUGACCUGGAUGCCGCCUGGCCGACAUUUGCCAGGAGGACACUGGCCACCAGCUCUUCUGCUUACAUGUGGAAACCCCCCAGCCGAAGCUCCAGCAUGAGCAGUUUAGUGAGCAACUACUUGCAGACUCAAGAGAUGGCCUCCAGUUUUGACCUAAACAGUUCUCUAAACAAUGAAGCACUAGAAGGUUUUGAUGAGAUGCGACUGGAGCUGGACCAGUUGGAGGUUCGGGAGAAACAGCUACAAGACCAUGUACAGCAGCUAGACAGGGAGAACCAAGCACUUCGAGUGAUGAUCAGCAGGCAAGGGGAACAGCUUCAGGUAGAAAAGGAGAAGGGGUACCCUACAGUGGAGGAUAGCAUUGGCCUCCUGGGCCUGGUGGUAGAGCUCCGGAAGCAGGGGGAGGUCACCAUGGCUACAGUGAAGAAGCUACAGAAAUGUCUGCAGGCCUCGGAGCUGAAUGUAGACAAGAAAGAGAACAGCCACUUAGCCCUGCAGCUUGAGACCAUGGCACAGGAACUUGAGGCUAUGAGAAACUCUCUGGGUAGGAAUAACCAGCUUCUAGCCAGCCUUUCAGAUUGCCUAGCCAGGACUGAGAAAGCAGCAAAUCCAGCUCUGGACACAAAGUUUCUUCAAGAGCCAGUUCCUGCCGACAUGGCCCUGAAGUUCCAGGAACUGAAGGGAAAACUUGAAGCCCUAGAAGGAGAAAACACCAAGGCCCAGGAACUAAAUAGGCAGCAGAAUAUCAAGCUAGAGCAGCUGGCCAAGGAACUACAGCUGAAGGAGGAGGCCCGGGCUGGCCUAGAGCACUUAGUGAAGGAUGUGGCCCCACUUCAGGAAGAGCUAGCUGGGAAGAAGCAAGAGUCAGCUCAGCUCCGACGACAGCUACAGGAAUCCCUGGGCCACUUGAGCUCUGUGGAGGAGGAGCUGGCAGAAGCCAGGCAGCAAGAAAAGCAGCAUCGAGAAGAAAAGCAGCUGCUGGAACAGGAGGCCAAGUCUCUGACAUGGCACCUGCAACUUCUAGAGACCCAAUUAGCACAGGUGAGUCAGCUUGUGAGCGACCUGGAGGAGCAGAAGAAGCACCUUAUGCAGGACAGAGACCAUCUCAGCCAGAAAGUGGGCACACUGGAGCAGCUAGCUGAGGUGCAUGGGGCCAACAAGAAUAGGGAGGCUCUGGUCUCCCUAAGCUCUGUCCCACCACAGACUGGGGAGAUGCCAGAAGAGGGGCAGCAAUACCUCCAGGAAGAACAGCUAAAAACUUGCACAGUGCCAGGGGGAGAUCAGGAGGAAUUGCAAAAGGUCAACCAGGAGCUACAGAAGGAGCUGCAGAACAUGGCUGUGCGCAACCAGCUCCUAGAAGGAAAACUUCAAGCCUUGCAAACAGAUUACAAGGCACUGCAGCAGCGAGAGACAGCCAUCCAGGGCUCCUUAGCCUCCCUGGAAGCUGAGCAAGCCAGCAUCCGGCACCUGGGAGACCAAAUGGAAGCAAGCCUCUUGGCUGUGAGGAAAGCCAAAGAGACUAUGAAGGCCCAGGUGGCAGAGAAGGAGGCUGCCCUGCAGAGUAAGGAGGGUGAGUGCCGGCGGCUGCAGGAAGAGGCAGAUCAGUGCCGGCUUCGAACAGAGGCCCAGGACCAGGAGCUCAGGGCUCUUGAGAACCAGUGCCAGCAGCAGAUUCAACUGAUUGAGGCCCUCUCUGCAGAAAAAGGCCACCAGGGACUCAGCCUACCACAACUCAACACAGCCCAACUGGCCCUGUCUCAAGCACAGCUAGAAGUUCACCAGGGGGAGGCCCAGCGGUUACAGAAUGAGGUGGUGGACCUCCAGGCCAAGCUCCAAGUGGCCUUAGGUGACCGAGACAAGUUACAGAGCCAGCUGGGUGUGGCUGAGGCAGUCCUGAUGGAGCACAAGACCCUGGUGCAACAACUGAAAGAGCAGAAUGAAGCCCUCAACAGGGCCCAUGUUCAGGAACUGCUACAGUGCUCAGAGCGAGAAGGGAUACUGCAGGAGGAGCGCAUCUACAAGGCCCAGAAGCAGGAGCAAGAGCUACGAGCCCUGCAGGCAGAGCUGUCACGGGUGAGGUGCAGCUCUGAGGGAGCCCACCUGGAGCAUGCAGAGCUACAGGACCAGCUGCACCGAGCCAACACAGACACAGCUGAGCUUGGCAUACAGGUCUGUGCCCUGACAGCCGAAAAGGAUCGGAUGGAGGGGGCCCUGGCCAGCUUGACCCAGGAGCUCCAGGACUCCAAAGAGGCAGCACUACGGGAACAAAAGGGCUUGGAGCUUCAAGUGAUGGGACUACAGCAAGAGAAGGAGAGCUUGCAGGAAAAGCUAAAGGCAGCUGAGGAGGCAGCUAGUUCAUUCUCUGGUCUACAGGCACAGCUGGCUCAGGCUGAGCAGCUGACUCAGAGCCUCCAAGAAGCUGCACACCAGGAGCGAGAUGCCCUCAAGUUCCAGUUAAGUGCUGAGAUCAUGGACCACCAGAACAGAUUGAAGACAGCCAAUGAAGAGUGUGGGCGCCUCAGGGCCCAACUAGAAGAGCAAAGCCAGCAGUUGCAAAUGACUCAGGAGGCUUUGCAGGAGCUGAAGGUCACCAAGGCAGCCAUGGAGGAGAAACUGAACUGUACCAGCAGCCACCUUGCAAAGUGCCAGGCCACUUUGCAGCACAAAGACGAAGAAAGCACUACUCUUCAAAUAAACCUAGAAAGAACUCAGAAAGAACUUGAAAAAGCCACAUCAAAAAUCCAAGAAUAUUACAACAAACUCUGCCAGGAGGUAACAAACAGGGAAAGGAAUGACCAGAAGUUGCUUGCAGACCUAGACGACCUGAACAGAACCAAGAAAUACCUUGAGGAACGGCUGAUAGAGCUGCUCAGGGACAAAGAUGCACUCUGGCAAAAGUCUGAUGCACUGGAAUUCCAGCAAAAGCUUAGUGCUGAAGAGAAAUGUCUUGGGGACAUGGAGGCCAACCACUGCCAUGACUGCAAGCGGGAGUUCAGCUGGAUAGUGCGGCGGCACCACUGCAGGAUAUGUGGCCGAAUCUUCUGUUACUACUGCUGUAACAAUUAUGCUGUGACUAAGCCCAGUGGCAAGAAGGAACGCUGCUGCCGAGCCUGCUUCCAGAAGUUUGGCGAAGGCCCUGGAUCCCCUGAUAGCAGUGGUUCUGGCACAAGCCAGGAAGAGCCUAGCCCCAUGGUUUCACCAGCUGAAGCAGGCCCCCAGGCCAUAGGAAACCCAGGAGCAAAUUCAUUCUGCAGACCACCAGAUGAUGCUGUGUUUGACAUCAUCACUGAUGAGGAAUUGUGCCAGAUCCAAGAAUCUGGCUCCUCCUUGCCUGAAACACCCACUGAAACUGAUUCAAUGGACCCAAAUAUGGCUGAACAAGACACCACAUCAAACUCACUAACCCCUGAAGACACUGAAGACAUGCCAAUGGGGCGGGAUGCUGAAAUCUGCUUGCUGAAGUCAGGAGAGCUGAUGAUCAAAUUACCCCUCACAGUGGAUGAGAUCACCAGCUUUGGAGAGGGUAACAGGGAGCUGUUUGUGAGAUCCAGUACCUACAGCCUGAUCCCCAUCACUGUAGCAGAGCCUGGCCUCACUAUCAGCUGGGUAUUCUCUUCUGACCCCAAGAGCAUCUCCUUCAGUGUGGUCUUCCAAGAGACAGAAGACACACCGCUUGACCAGUGCAAGGUCCUCAUUCCCACCACUCGGUGCAAUUCCCACAAGGAGAGUAUCCGGGGCCAGCUAAAGGUCCGAACCCCUGGCAUCUACUUGCUUAUCUUUGACAAUACCUUUUCCAGAUUUAUCUCCAAAAAGGUGUUUUACCACCUGACUGUUGACCGGCCUGUGAUCUACGAUGGAAGCGAUUUCCCAUAACAUCAGUACCUGAACUUUGAUAGCUCUUCAACAUCCACAGGAAACACUACUACUCCUCACCCAUCUCAUUAAACAUAUAUACUCAUACACACACAAAAUUUUAAAAAUUAAAAAAUUAGAAACAAAGGAAAGAAAAUCAGCUGUACCCCAGCUCACCAGCUCUGACAGAGGCCUUGGGCUGCAUCAGAAACCACUCUGCCAAGUCUCACAGGGUACUUGGUUCCAUGCAGCCAUCACUCUCUGUUCCCAGGGCUCCUGAGGACCAGAUAUGAGACUCAGCUAUCUUCUCACUCAAAGGGACACCUUGCCAAAUGUUUAUACUCUAAGGAUACCAUUGGCCUCACUUGGGAUCACAGUUGGUAACAAUCUGCUGUGGUAUUUUUCAGGCCAAGAUUCACUUUGUGAAUCCUUUGGUAGUCCCAGGAGAGAAGGAGGCCAUAGGGUCAUCAUGUGAGAGAUGCCCCUUUCCCUUAAUUUAUCCAUAAGUAGAGGCUGCUUCUCCCACUCAGCAAUUUUGGGGAGGCCUGACCUGUGCUGUCUUCCUGAGCCUUUGUCUGUUCUGGGCCUUUGCUCAGCCUGACCGCUCAGCAGCUCUAAAUUCUCUCUCUCUCUCUCUCUCUCUCUCUCUCUCUCUCUCUCUCUCUCUCUCACACACACACACACACACACACACACACACACACACACACAGGAACCAACUAGAGGUCUAGGAAAGAGCAGCCACUACCUGAAGGCUUCAGCUCUGCAUAUGGAUGGCAGGAGUAGAAAAAUGGGCCAAGUUCCCUAUAGUGAACUCAGGUUGGCCUCAGAGCUCAUGUGUCAGCCCAUAGCCCAUCUUUGUAUAUAAACACCAGAGUCUCUGCCCCACCUGAAGACAGCUGUUUACUAGUGAGUAGAGCCAGUUAAGAACCACUUUCAAUACCUGGAACCUUUCUAAAAAAGUCUUUGGUAACUUAAGAAGCAACAUAGCAGAAGAACAAGGUAUAACUUCCUUUUGGCCUCCAUCUGCUAGUCACUCCCUCCCCAUUUGCCUACAUCCUGCUCAUGACCUCAUAUCUGAUACUGCAGACAGCUUACUCUUUCCUUUUCUAGGACAGAUAGCUUAGAUAGCUUUCUGUUCUCUGUGGCCCUUUUUUACUCCCACUACCAAUUUACCUUUGUUGGCGACUUUUUUUGAUGUGAGGCCAGCAUAUGCCCCUGAGUCUUUGAAGAUUGACAUGGGUCCUUGUAGGUCUGUAUGUGGCCUGAGAUUGCUGAAGACCAAAUCUUCUUGCCUUUGAACCUUCUACCCUCUUGCAAAUGGAAUACUGAAGCCAGCUUGUUCACUAGGCCAAUAGCAUCCAACCACCAACUAGGAUCUCAUUUUUAUUACUUGGCUUUUCCAGGGUAUGUUAGAGACACUGGCCAAGCUCAUGGCCUUAUGCUGGUGUCACUGCCACCAUCUGCAUCAAGAGCCACCCUUCACUGAGUUGCUGUUGUAUUGGUGGCCUGGAAGGGGCCUGAGGCCUUCCAUCUGAGUUUAUCCUGAACCUCUGUCACUUACCAGGAGACCCACGUGGCUCUUAUGAAGCCAACUCAGAACUGAGGUGAGAGGCUUCAGUGCCGACUGCCUAGUGCUCCAGUAGGCGCUUACCAACUCUUUAUCUUUGAUAGUAUAUUUAUUUUUGUGCUGAAUGGACUUUGUACUGUAUUCUCUAUUAGUUCACUGUUAAUGCUCCUGAGCACUAGGUCACCAGAGAACAUUUGGCCCUGUGUAAGUGUGCCUUUCACACAUAGCUUUAUUAUUUUAAGUAGUUCCCAAUUUUAAUGAGGUUUAGUUAUUAGAGUAACUUUUUAAAAAUGCAAGUGACAAUUAAAGGAUCACUGAGGAAGAUGGUGGCCCAGCUGGACUUAGUUACACUAAAAAUCAUAAGGAAACACCCUUGAGAUCCUGGGUCAUCCUUUUUCUAAUAACUCAGCUCCCUCAUAACAGUCAUGUUAGUAGUGUUACCAGCUGCCUGUUUACCAGUGCCACUGAAGCCACUACUAGACUUCACUCAAAAAAUAAACUAGCCACCCAGACACAGGGAAGCAUGUCUGAGACAGAGUGGCCUUCCAUGUCUGAGUGGACUUGGAGAGCAUUGCUGACAUAAGCACCCUGGAUUCCAGCUAGCCCUGGACCGAGAAGGCAAAGGGAUUCUCAAGCAGAAAUCUAGAACUGAAAAUCUCCAUAUGGUUUGGGAAGUAGAAGUGAAGAGCCAUAUAUAAAUAAAGGUGUUAUUUCUGAAUAACAGUUUCAGUUGUUCCCCAGGUCUCAAGCCACUCCUGGCCCAAAAAGAAAUCUUGCAGAUAUGGUUUGCUGUUCAUGGGGUUUUGUUUAUCAACUCAGACUCAGUGGUUCUAUCUGUGAGAAUUCUUUAUACUGAGAAAACAUUCUUAGCUCAGAGAUUUUGGAAAAGGAGGCAGAGAGGAGCCAUCUUUGGUGCUCAGAACCAGGGAAUGCAAUGCAAAGACCAUUGAAUGCUGUUCACAUUUACAAAAACAAACACUACUUGGUAGAAUCUUAGCACAAUUUUCUCAUCUCACCUAAAUCUUCUAACAAAACAGGAAAGUUAAUUCAAAGUUUCCUUUUCAUUCUCAAGCACUUUUUAAAUUUCAGGAGACCUCUCUGGUCAAGGGGCAUUUUUAGAGCUUUUUGAUGUGUGUUUAAUCUAGGUGUUCUGCUUUUGGUGACUGCAGUGACACUGAGCCUCUCUGGGAAGGCUUAACAAUUGGAGUGCACUUUAAUUCAUUAAUCCUCACUUUGUGUGGCCUUAUGAGAUAAUGGGUCAGGGAACCCAUUUUAUUCUUAUCUGCCAAAGAGUUACUCAGAAGCACAUCAAACACCAUCACUUCAUCUGCACAAAGGGAUGAGACUUUGGUAUCAUUGAAUAUACUCCUUUAAUAAUAUCUGCUAUGCCAUUUGGAAAUGUUUUUUAACCUCAGGUUUUAAAUAAAGCAAACACUAUGGCAUUUGGA